Messenger RNA from Mizuhopecten yessoensis (Yesso scallop), 2130 nucleotides. Its product is annotated as probable S-adenosylmethionine-dependent methyltransferase At5g38780. Gene Ontology annotation, biological process: methylation. Bases 179 to 1300 code for a protein of 373 amino acids. The record is from RefSeq and is a predicted model, not a curated record. The transcript has 10 exons. Gene Ontology annotation, molecular function: S-adenosylmethionine-dependent methyltransferase activity. NCBI's taxonomy places the organism in Eukaryota, Metazoa, Mollusca, Bivalvia, Pectinida, Pectinidae.
GAGUACUACUCUCGUGAUUGAAAACAUAGGACAUCAACGUGUAUGUACCGGUAACGAGUAAUCUCUGUCAGGGAGAUGUAGAUAAACUUACCUGUCAGAAGUUGUAGUAAUACAACAACACCAGGUAGGGUAUACGCCAUUACUGAGAUUACGAAUCAGGAGGAUAACACCCGGGACAAUGUCGAGUUACCAUCCGGUUAUGAAGAUAAAGUCGAAGAUCACCGAAGAAGUGGACGAUAUGUAUAGUGUCCACGGCCAUGCUGGCAAUUUAUGUCGUGUGGAAAUUUUAGAAUGUCUAAGAACAAUAAUCAAGUCAAGGCCAGCAUAUCAGACAGGACAACCAGUAAGCAUAGCAGAUUUUGGAACUGCAGACGGACGCGCUUCUCUUUCCCUCUUCAAUGAAAUGAUAGAUAUCAUACAGACAGACCUGGGGAAGGAACAAGAUGUCAUUGUGUACUACAACGAUCAGCCCAUGAACGACUUCAAUCUUCUAAGCAAAGUAAUCCAAGGCAAAAGACAAUACUCUGGACUAACGUGUGUCACUAACGUCUACCCAAUGAUCGUCCCUCGGACUAUGUUUGCACAGUGUAUCCCUGAAAAUACUCUGGACCUUGCGAUGUCUGCUGUAGCUACGCAUUAUUUGUCUAAAAAAGUUUGUCAAAUCAAAAAUGGUGUAUUCCUAACUGAGGCAGAUGAUAUUGAACGAGGUUUGAUGAGAGAACAAGCCAGGGCUGAUUGGAGGUCUUUUGUGAUUUCAAGGGGACGGGAGCUAAAACCGGGGGGGUUUCUCGUCACGAUGAACAUAUCAUCAGACGAAAAUGGCGAGGCAUCGUUACUAGUCGACAAGGGACUCCUCCAAAUGGGAAGCAUGGUGUCGGAUAUGGCAAGAGAAGGCGUUAUAACACAGGAAGAAUAUCUGGCAACAAACUAUAAUAGCUAUUAUCUGAGAACGGCAGCUGAUUUUAAGGAGCCAUUUACCAGUGGUAUACCUGAGGUAGGGGAACUUGGACUGGAACUGGUGUCAGUGAAAUCAAUGAGACACUAUCUUAAACACCCAACAUUCGAUAUUGUCAACAAAGAUGAGGCAGAAAAGCUGGAAUAUUCCCGCGGUAUAGUUGCUACAGUCUACCCAUGGAUGCAUCACGUUUUACACGAGGGAUUGUCCGUUUCCCGAACGGAGGACGAGAAACAGAUGAUUAUUGAUCAAUACUUCAACAGAUUACAGACGUAUGCGUUCGACAAUUCUGAUCACAAACCAUACAUACACUUCACAGGGGUCGUCAUAAAAAAUGUACAUUGAAUCAAUAACACAGAAGUGCUUAUUUUGCCACAAUAUAUUCUUUAUACGUGUAAGCAUAAUCAGCCCGAAAUCACCCGUCACGUUAACCUAUACGUGGAAUAUAUCUUCAGGUACACGCCAAGACACACCAGGAAUUUCUCAACCUCUUUAAACUUCAGUGAUCCCUUUUAUUAAACCAUCUUUUUGGCUUUUAUCAACAUGCUAAUAUGACAGUUCAAUAUGGACUCACGAGAGAGGGGUAAAGUUUUGUUCUAAAAGUUCCAAUGUUGAUUAAAAUCAUAUUAGUGGGAAUACAAGUCAAUUAUAUGAUGAAACAAGUAACACCAAAUUUUGGUUCUAGCCUUAGAAAACUUGAACUCUGUUUAAAAAAAUCUAACAUAUAAAUUAAACUUCGCUAUAACUAUGGAAAACCAUAACUGUCUUUUAUGUUUUAACUACAUUGUAUAUUUUCAAUUACUAUCGCAUGAAAACCUACCGGAAUUCGCCACCGGGCACACCGUUUUAUCUAUCUACCUCGAAUGUCAAUGGCCACUCUGAUAUCAAUUCUAUAAUAAGCCUUUAUCGUUAUUUGACAUAUGUAAAAACGGUGUGUUCUCCUUUCUCCCACUUUUAAAAAAAAAAAAGCAUAGAGGCAGUAAUGUUGUGAUAGCAGUUAUAGUCUGUUUCGUAUCUAUUUUAACCUGGUUUUUACCUGUAUUCUCCCACAUUACCUGUAUAAUAUAUACAGUCCUGUCAUAUACAUGUAGCUUUGAUAUAGUCUAUUUUUAUCAUUUAUUUCCUUAUAAUAUACCAUUUUCAUCACCUAGAUCAAUACAAAACAAUAACGUGAA